AAUACUUCACAGACAAUUCAGUAUGUAUUUUUAAACUGAUGGGUAAACAAUCAUAGUAGUUAAAGGGAUUUUCUGUGAACAGUCAAGUCAUUGACAGCCGGGAACAGAGUGUAUCAGGUCUGGAGUUCCUGGUUCCACGUGUAGCAUUUCCAGUAUUGUUCAGUCAUCUGAAGUAACAUUUUUCAAUUUUUUUUUUUUUCUUUAGUGGGAUGAAGAAUGCACCUAAUUCUGCCACUAGUAGAGGUUAUUUAAAAACUGUAUAGCAAAGUGUAGCUAAUUUGGGAUUAAAAAGCUUCCUCUGUGAGAAUUAAAGGCAAUUUUAUAGAUAUACCAUUAGUAAAUUAGAGCUUUUCUUAUGGUGCAAUUUGAGCAUAUUUAAGAAUGAAGCUUCAUAUUGAAAAACACUGGUGACAUCUAGCCUAAAAUAAAUUAUAAUUAAUCUUUUCGUAAUGCAGAUAUAUCACAAUUGGAAGGUGAUUUUAGUCUUUAAUGUUACAGCAUUUGAGAUUAUAGAUAAAAGUACUUAGUCCCUGCACCUGGAAAAGCUGAAGUAGCUAUUAAAAGAGUGGUUCUGUUUUGCAUUAUGGUCAAAGGCCUCCUUUGGAUACUGCAGUGAAACCUUUUUUCUUCCAGUGCAGUUGUUCUAGCAAGCUAGCCUGUUUCCAGUCCACAGUUAUCAACUGCAUUUUUAAGUUUUGUAUGUGUGCUUAAAUUGAUAUUUUUAGCAGAAGACAAACCUCUAGUGACAGUCACUGGUGUGUACGUGAGUAGUACUUUUGCCAAGAAGGUGACCAGUGUGUAACUCUGAUUUAAGCUAGUCUAGUCAAACUCUCCUUUUUUAGUAUUGCCUACACUUUUACAAAAGUAUGUUAGUUUACACUUGCUUUUGAAUUAGUGGGAUGCUUAAAAGCUACUUUGAAGAAAACCACGAGAUAUACAUAGUUCAAAUCAUAUCAGAAUUUACAAAUGAAGAAAUAUUCUGCACGUGUCGUGCUAGUGGAAGACUAGAUGUGAAUAUAAAAGGGAGAAAAAAUGUCCUAACUUCUCUCACUGGAAGUCCUGAAGGUACCGCAAGCCUUAGGUGGCUUUAAGCUUCAUCAGUGAGUGCAAUGGAAGAUGGAUUCAUGUAGUUGAGCAAUCUCUGCUGUCUUCCUCCACUAUGUUUUCAUAAUACUAACACAACCUCUCAGAAAAUUAUUUUUUAAAAAAUCUCGUUGUGGGAUUAACUCCAGUGAGAUCUUCCAGUUAAGAAGGACAUGAAAGUUUUUAUAUCCAUUGAAUUCAGAGUAACUUCCUUUCAUGUGUGUGGUGUUUGCAGUUUGGUUUUGCAUAGAUGUGAUCUUACAAUGGGAAUGGUGUAAUAAAUGACACUUUAUUUUUUUAAAGGUAUGCUAAUCUGAAGAAUACAGUUUGGUUUGUUGAUGUUCUGAGCCAUUCAGGUUCUCAUGUUUCUAUCAAAGAAAAUGAUGUUAAUAUUUGAUGGCAUGAACCAAUCAAUAAGUCGCAGACCCAACAGUUGAUUCCUUAAGGUAGCUGGUCUUUUCUUAGGUUAACUGUUGAAAUCAAUACUGAUUUCUCAUUGGAAGUACCGAAUGUUGUGUUUUUUAUAGCUGUAUAUAAACCUUCACAGUUUGUUGCCCUCAGUGUAACAUUUCUAAAGAGUAGUGCUUUCACUGAGUAAUAAGCAAGGAGGAGUAUACAGAUGAAUGACAAGAAAGCAUUGCUGAUGGAGCUUUUCAAAAGUGAGGCUUCCCAGUUUGUAAUGCACUUUGAGGUGCAUCAAGGUGUAGUCACCACUUGGGUGCAAAUGGCAUUGAGGGAUAUCAGGUAGUGGUCACAUCUCAGCAAGCUCAAACUACCUUCAGUGAUGGCCUGUGCUAAAGCAGGUGCUGGAGUAGCUAAAAUGAUCCCAUAGUUUUACUGGGCAGUUAGUUAAAACCAGCUGGGAUAGUAACUGUGGUACAGCUGCAGGUAGGUGAUCCAGUCUCUAUUUUAAGUCUUUGGAAGAAUGAGAGACAGGCACGCAUAAUGUGUUCUAAGCAUCUCUUAAAUGUCUAAAUCCUUUUGGAGAAACCUUUUUCUGUUUUAAUACAUGAAGAUGAAAACAUGUAAGGUUCAAAUUCUAUAUGCAGUUUAAACAUACAAGGACACAUUAGCUUAGCAAUUCAGGUUUUAGGAUCAGAUGUCUGGGUGUAGUUAGAGCCCAGUAAUCAGGCAUCUAUCUUAUAGUCUUGGUAAUUUCUUUGUAAAGAAAUGCCUUGCUACUGAACAGGUGUUCAGUCUAUCCUAGAAUCUAGCUAAAAUAUACGUAUUGGGGAAAAAAAAAUGAAGACUACACCCCCUACCUCCUCAUCUCCAAAAGGUGCUUAGGAGAGGACUAGAAUAUUCAACACUUUCUGGGAGCAUGCAGGUUAAAUAAGUGAUAGGUGUUGAAUUCUUAGAUAUGGGGCAAGUGAGAUGAAUGUGAUAAUCUUGGAACUUCUUAACGAUGUAGAGAGAUCUCAAGUUUCACAAAUAAACUUGUAUGUAAUGUUCAGUUUAAAAAAGGACAUGUCCUGACUCAGACAUCUUGAAGGGCAAAAAGUGUCCCUGUGAAAAGGAAAACUUACAGGGUCUUCUGUAGAUGUCUUCGUUCUUUCUAAAGCAGUGACAGCCAAGGAAUUUCCUCAGAGGAAUACAAUGGAGUAUAUUUGUCUUGUAUCUAAAAGGUUGACCUAGGAGUGUUAGAAUCAUAAGCAGUGCCCACUUGGUAAAGCUCUCGGCAUAUUCUUGUUGGCUCCCUGAGAAAACAAGGUGAUGGAACAGUUCGGAAAAGAAAUUGUCUACCCUUGGGCACAAAGACUACCAUUAAAUGUGCCUGAACAACACAACUGGCAAGUUUGUAGUCUAGGGUUAAAGGCAAAAUAGCCAGGGAAACAACCUUGAAACCACAAUGUAGACCAACUUCAUUUAGUUGUGUUCCAGCUUUGUAGGAUCUUUCCUGCUAUUAAUCAGUCUGCCCUUUCCCUGUGCAAGGCAGGCACACACUAAACCAGGCACCAUCUAGCAGCCACAGCGUGAUGUGAAGGGAAUGUCAGGUGAUGGAUCUUGCCCAGAUUCAAGCAUCAGGUCGGAAGCAGACACAGGGUGCUGGGAUUACAUGCCAAAAGGUAAGAAGAACCUGUCCCUGGUGCUGUAAUCCUCAGGGCCACUUUAUCUUGGCAGGAGUUUCAGGAGAAAAUAGUCUGUGUGGAAGUAUCCCUGUAAGAGAGGAGGUGUUGAACACAGCAAAAUACAUAAAUGCUGAGAAAAACCUGUUAAAAUACCUAAUGCUGCAGUUUCAGAUGUUUUGUUCUGAGAGGCACGUUAUACCCUGGAGCUGCUUUUUGUAAAUCUGCUUCGAAGUGAUAAACUAAUGGUCUUAGCCCCAGGGAAGCAAGAGCCAGUCUUGAAUAACUGAUACACAUGCUCCAAAGAUUGAUUUUAUUUUUUUCGGUAUGGGUGAGGAGCUUUUCCGUCGCUUCUUACUGGUAUAACGUUGGCCAGUCACUCUCCUUAAUAAUUCUUUAAAGGGUGGGCAAAAGUAGGUUAAUGAAGAAAAACUUGUUUUUAAUAAGGCCUGAUGAUGCCUCCUAAUUGAGUGAUGCUUGAGGGAAUGUGGUUUUCAUUGCAAAGCUUUUAUGCAAAGUCUUGAUUUGAAUGGCUCUUAAUGCAGGGGACAAAGUGAGAAUAGGUGUUCACUUGUAAAGCUGGGGUGAGUCAGUGCCAACUCAGCAGCCCCUUGGCAGAUUUCAUAUUCAGGAUGGGCCCAAAGAACUCCCAAAUACACCAGCUUCUUGUACAGAGUUGUGUUGUUUUCUGGAAAAGCGUGCAAUACAAGCCCAGCAUCCUGAGAGAGAAGUGGCUGAUUUUUUUUUGGACCAGACCAGGACUUUUCAUUAAAUACCUGGCAGUGCAGAUAGCCUGAAUAGGUGUAUUGUAUAUUGGAAGUGGUCUUCAUGUGCUCAGAAAUGAAGGUGCUUAAAAUGCCCUUGGAAACAGACCUCUUGGACUUCAGGAGAUAGGAAAAGAAAGAGCCAGUAUGAAGGCUGGUAAUCUUUGUCUGAAGGUGUUCAGUUUCCUUGAGUCUAGGCUACUAAGACUUAUAAGACAGCUGACAUGUCUUAGUAUGAUAAAAUAUACUUAAUGAAUGAAAGUAAUUUUAUUCUAAGGCUCUCAAAUGCAAAACUCCGUAUCAGUUUAUAAGGUCAGAGAAGGCUGAAGAAGGAAUGUGGUAAGGUAGAAUACACUUGCCAAAUUUUAGCAGCCAGGAUGUUUUUUCCUUACUGAGUUAAAAGGGGAUCAAGUAUAGGUAAAUCUUUGUGUCUUGUUCAUCAGCACUCAGGAUAUACAGAAGCAUUUGUUUUUGUAGGCAGCUUUCAGUGGGGAAAGGUUGUCAUUUUCUCUGCAGGUGAGCGGCAUCUCUGAAGACUCAGUGGGAGAUGGGAACAUUCAUUCCUGCCUGUAGAAGUAAUGAGAAACAAGCAUCCAAUGGAGAUUGGUGCAUGUUCUAAGUUCUUGGUGAAACUCAGGUGAGCAUCUUUCCACUAAGACACCUUGGACUAAAUGCACUAACUCCAUGUCUCCUCACUGCCAAAACCGUUCCUUCAGAUAAUCCACGAUUUCAGUUCCUUUCUUUGGCUGGCUUAUGGUUAAAAGCCAUUGGGCUUUACGGAAGAGCAAAGAGUCAUUACUGUGCAAGUAGCUUGACUUUUCCUCCAGACCUAACCAACAACUGAAGGGGAAGAUGGAGAGGGGAGUACAGUUGGGCAUUGGUCCCUCCGGCAUUGUGGUCUAAGAGAACACCAGAUACACAGGCUUUUCAGAAUUGAGACUGACUGGUAUUCCAAGUUUCCUGACCGUAACAGAUCCUGCAUACACAUUGGACAUAGACAAUAACCACAGUAUGGUGAUAGGUUAGUACUUGAUCUACAGUUCACCAUACCCAAGCCUAAUGGUGAUCAGUACAGAACUUAUUACAUGUCCUAGAUAAAUAAAGGUUAUGAGACAUACAUGGACCGCUAGGACCUGAGUAAUUAAUAUUAGAGAAUUCUUUUUCCAUUUUGAUAUCUUUGGAAGCAAAAAUCAACUUCUCAAGGAAAAAAAAGUUUUCCCACUUGCAUUGAACUGCACUGUUGCCAACUUGAAGUCUGCCUGAGGCCUCCCAGUUCUGUGUGUGGUGUUAGGAGCUUUCUUACAUGCAUGUGUUGAGGUCCCAAAGACCUCAGUCUUCGCUUGUAACUCCUUAGUGGGGGGAAAAAUACUACAAACUGACCUACAGAGAAUACCCCAAACUUAAGAUUAGACUGGAGGAGUCACAGGGAAGAAAAUGUUAUGCCUUACAGUUUGAUGUAAAAGACGGUAAGCAUGUUUCUGUGAAAUAGAAAAAAACCUUUGUGCCUAGUAUUUUAAACAGUUUCUUUUGUACUUCUGUGGAACAAUGAAGACAGGUAGCUUAUACAGUAGCAAGUUGUUCAUUCACAAAUCAGAAAUUUAUUUAGGAAGUUUUAGAAUAAUAUUGAGUGUUAAUAGUUCCCCAUACAAUUGCAGACUCUACUAGCUCCACCACCUUUCCUAGUUAGAAUGCUAGUUACUUAAACAGAAAAUAUAAAGCAAAGUGAAGCUUCAAGUUACGGAGUCUUGCAGAAAUUAUCUAAGUCAUCCAAAUAGUUCUUGCUUCUUGAGUUCACAAUUUGUCCCUUUUCCAAACAGCUCGAAGUCCUCUUACCUGCUUAAGCAUGCACUCUUCCUCCCCAAAGGAUGCUUUAGGAAACAGCACUGUGCAAGUGGCAAAUGUGCACCAUAACCAGGGACUGCCUUUGCAGAACAUCUGGAGGGAACAUCUGGAGGAAUUGCAAGUAAUUGUUCUUCGCUGCCCUGGAAGAAGAGACUAUGGCUUUCUGUCCUGCCAAGCCUGUUUCUACUCCAGCGCUACAAAACAGAGGAAAUAACAAAGUUGGAAAAGGAUAGGGAGAGCAACAAAGAUGAUAAAAGGAAACACGUGGACUGACAUGAAAUAAUACUGUGCAGAUGCUCUUGAAGAAAUUCAAUCUGACCCUGAGACUUUACCAAGCGCUCUUAGAAAGGUCAACAUACUGAAGUUAAACUGCAGUAUUUCACCUGCUCUAGAGGUCAAGGGAAGUGUUGCAUAAAAUGACAAACAUGUGAGAGAAGAGUCUGAAAACUAUUUUCAGCCUUUGAUUUCUAGAUACUGACCCACAUUCCACAUGCUGACUUCCUUAACAGCAUAGUUGCAGGGUUUUCACUGUAGGUUUGUAAACAUGACUCUUCUGAACAAAGUAUUUUGUCCGUUGCCCAAAGAUGCCUGUGAGGGGCUAGUGCAAAUGAGUAGCAAAGGCUACAGCAACUUCUCAAAACAAAAAUAAAAGCAGGCACUUUCCUUAGAGCAGGUCUUUCUCAUAUUCUUUGCAACUCAGAAGCUCCAAUAUCAGCAAGAUUUCCCAGGAGAAGCUGUUCCGGCACUUUAGUCCAUUGCACUAAUCUUUCUGUAGCCACUAGUGUCAUAGUCACAUAACUUUGAGCGUCCUGCAAGUGAUUAACUACAGAGCUGCUAAAGCAUUUGAGCUAUUUGGAAACUUGUGACUUACCCUGUACCUGAAGGCAGCUACUAAUGUGAAGUUGGUUUUAAAUUGUUCUCACUAGCAAUAAACUAUUACAUUCCAGAAUAAGUAUAUUCUUCACGUUUAACUUGUAUAUUACUGAUGCUGAGGAGGGGUCUGUUUACAUUUCCUACCCUGUUACUUUUCUUGGCAAGCAAUUACGAAGUUUUGAGAGGUUUACGGUUGUAGUGUCUCAGUCACUAAAUGAUUUACCUCAGUCAUCAUCUAAAUAUAGAGCAUUUAAUCAGAUGUCGCAGGUGCUGAGAACCCCUGUUGUCCAGACCCUAAGUAUUUAUAAACUAGGUAAGCUUGCUGUCACCAGAGAUCUUCUAUUUACAGGGCUCAGCUCAGCAUGUUAUGCAGCAGAGCCCCAAAUGCCACCGGGGCGCGUCACGGCGGGGAUCUCCGCGGCAGGGAGCCGGGGACACUGAGCUCCCCCUCAGAAAAGCGCGGGGGGUUGUCCCACCGCUCGUCCCCGCCAGGGUUAGCCGGGCCUGCUCCCCACGCUCCCCGCACCCCGGCUUAGGCUCCCGCGGGCGCAGGGCUCCUCACCCACCUCCCGCGGCCGCCACCCCGGGCUGCCCCUCCCCUCCUUUCUCCCUCCCACGACAUGGCGGCCGCCGGCCCGCCUGCCGCCGUCACGUCCUACCGGGAGCGGAAGCGGCGCGGCCUCCCUCGCCCUACCCUGGGCCCGGCUGGCGGGGCAGCGGCCGCCAUGGGCUGGGUGCGGGCGGUCCGGCAGCGGGCCCGGGGCGUUGAGGUGCUGCGGGAGACCUGCCGGCAGUACCCGCUGUUCUGCUGCCUGCUCCUGGGGCUGGGCGCCGCCACCGUCCUCCUCAACCGGUACCUUCACGUUUUAAUGAUUUUUUGGUCGUUUGUGGCCGGUGUCGUCACCUUCUACUGUUCACUGGGGCCGGAUUCCCUCUUGCCCAAUAUUCUUUUUACAAUAAAAUAUAAACCCAAGCAAUUAGAAUUGCCGGAGCUGUUUCCCCAUGGUCACAGUUGUGCUGUAUGUGGCAAGGUCAAAUGCAAGAGGCACAGACCAACUUUGCUUCUGGAGAACUAUCAGCCAUGGCUGGAUCUGAAAGUGCCUUCCAAGGUUGAUGCAUCACUCUCAGAGGUGCUUGAGUUGGUGCUGGAGAACUUCGUUUAUCCCUGGUACAGGAAUAUUACUGAUGAUGAAUCCUCAGUGGAUGAACUGAGAGGCACACUGCGUUUUUUUGCAUCUGUAUUAGUUCGAAGAAUUCACAAGGUGGAUAUUCCAACUGUUGUGACAAAGAAAAUGCUCAAGGCAGCAAUGAAACACAUUGAAGUGAUAGCCAAGGCUCGGCAGAAAGUAAAAAAUGCAGAAUUUUUACAGCAAGCUGCUUUAGAAGAAUAUGGACCAGAACUCCAUGUUGCUUUGAGAAGCCGAAGAGAUGAACUUCACUACUUAAGAAAACUUACCGAACUUCUUUUUCCUUAUAUUUUGCCCCCGAAGUCAACAGAGUGCAGAUCCCUGGCUCUUCUGAUAAGAGAGAUUUUGCCUGGUUCUGUUUUCCUUCCCUCAAUGGAUUUCUUAGCUGAUCCUGACACUGUCAAUCGUUUGCUGCUGAUCUUCAUUGAUGAUAGUCCACCUGAGAAAGCGACUGAACCUACUUCUUCUUUGGUUCCAUUUCUUCAGAAAUUUGCAGAGCCAAGAAAUAAGAAACCAUCUGUCCUGAAACUGGAGCUAAAGGAGAUCAGAGAUCAGCAAGACCUUUUGUUUUGGUUUAUGAACUUCCUGAAACAGGAAGGGGCCGUCCACGUGCUGCAGUUCUGCCUGACUGUAGAGGAAUUCAAUGACCGAAUUUUGCGACCAGAACUAUCAGAUACUGAAAAGAUGUCUCUUCAUGAGGAAGUACAGAAAAUUUACAAAACUUAUUGUUUGGAUGAAAGCAUUGACAAAAUUAGAUUUGACCCUUUUAUUGUGGAGGAGAUUCAAAGAAUUGCUGAAGGUCCAUAUACGGAUGUUGUGAAACUUCAGACUAUGAGGUGUCUUUUUGAAGCUUACGAGCACGUACUUUCUCUACUUGAGAAUGUCUUUACUCCUAUGUUCUGUCAUAGUGAUGAGUACUUCAGACACCUUUUAAGAGGAGCAGAGUCACCAACAUGCAAUUCAAAGUUUAACAGAAGUAGCCUGAGUUUGGAUGACUUCCGGACCACGCAGAAGAGAGGAGAAUCAUUUGGAAUCAGCAAAAUAGGCAACAAAAUAAAAGGUGUAUUCAAGAGUUCUGCAAUGGAAGGAGCUAUUCUGCCUAACCAUAACUUAAAUGAAGUAGAAGAUGACUUUAUCGAAGAAGGCAUUAUGGUGAUGGAAGAUGAUUCUCCUGAGGAGGCUGUUAGUACCCCAAAUACACCCCGCAACCUUUCUGCAUGGAAAAUUAGCAUCCCCUAUGUAGAUUUUUUUGACGAUCCCUCCUUGGAAAGAAAAGACAGAAAGGAGAGAAUUCCUGUGUUCUGCAUUGAUGUAGAGAGAAAUGAUAGAAGGGCAGUUGGACAUGAACCUGAACACUGGUCUGUCUACAGGAGAUAUCUUGAAUUUUAUGUGCUUGAGUCAAAGCUAACGGAAUUUCAUGGUACGUUUCCUGAUGCUCAGCUUCCCUCAAAGAGAAUCAUUGGCCCUAAGAACUAUGAGUUCUUAAAAUCCAAGAGAGAGGAAUUUCAGGAAUAUCUGCAGAAACUUCUGCAGCAUCCAGAACUAAGUAACAGCCAGCUUUUAGCUGACUUUCUGUCCCCUAAUGGAGGAGAGACUCAGUUUCUUGAUAAAAUGCUGCCUGAUGUGAAUCUUGGUAAAAUUAUAAAAUCUGUUCCAGGAAAGCUGAUGAAAGAGAAAGGUCAGCAUUUGGAACCAUUCAUCAUGAAUUUUAUCAACUCCUGUGAAUCUCCCAAGCCUAAACCAAGUAGGCCUGAACUUACCAUUUUAAGUCCGACUUCUGAAAACAACAAGAAGCUUUUCAAUGAUUUAUUCAAGAAUAAUGCAAACCGAUCUGAGAAUACAGAAAGACGACAAAAUCAGAACUACUUCAUGGAAAUGAUGACCAUAGAAGGAGUCUAUGACUACUUAAUGUAUGUUGGCAGGGUAGUUUUCCGCAUUCCUGACUGGCUGCAUCAUCUCUUGAUGGGAGGAAGAAUUCUCUUCAAAAAUACAUUGGAACUGUACACAGACUAUUACUUGCAGUAUAAAUUAGAACAGCUAUUUGAGGAGCACCGGUUGGUUUCUCUGAUAACACUGCUGAGAGACGCCGUGUUCUGUGAGAACACUGAACCGCGCUCUCUCCAGGAUAAACAGAAGCGAGCAAAGCAGACUUUCGAAGAAAUGAUGAGAUACAUUCCAGAUUUAAUGGGCAAGUGCAUUGGGGAAGAGGCUAAAUACGAAGGCAUCAGGCUUCUGUUCGAUGGGAUGCAGCAACCAGUGCUCAACAAACAGUUAACUUAUGUUCUGCUGGACAUUGGGAUUCAAGAACUCUUUCCAGAGCUGAGCAAGGGUCCAAAGGAAGCCAGCUCUGUGGCAUGUUGGAUGUGAACACAGGGACCUUGCUGGACACCCAGCAGAAAAAUCUGCUGUGCGUUAUUGUAAUGGGCAUGUGACAUUUUAACCUUGUGUUGUAUAUUUUCCUGUAAAUAACAUAAAAUUUAAGUUGUAAAAAAAUCUCUUUAUGCAAUAAAGACAUAAAAUUUAAAACAAA
Messenger RNA from Columba livia (rock pigeon), 10345 nucleotides. RefSeq names its product sorting nexin 14 (gene SNX14). Gene Ontology annotation, cellular component: late endosome. Lineage: Eukaryota; Metazoa; Chordata; Aves; Columbiformes; Columbidae. Gene Ontology annotation, molecular function: phosphatidylinositol-3,5-bisphosphate binding. The coding region runs from base 7249 to 10182 and encodes 977 amino acids. The record is from RefSeq and is a predicted model, not a curated record. The transcript has 31 exons. Gene Ontology annotation, biological process: autophagosome maturation.